Molecule: messenger RNA, 663 nt
Organism: Ostertagia ostertagi
Lineage: Eukaryota; Metazoa; Nematoda; Chromadorea; Rhabditida; Trichostrongylidae
Source: the annotation of a GenBank genome assembly
AUGUUGUGGAAGUCCGAGCUCGACAAUCGACUGAAGUUCGACGUUAAAACCGUGAAUGAAGCUCGUCCUCCACAGGAAUUCAAAGACGUUGGUUUGCGGCGAACGCCGGCCCUUCAGAUUGACGAUGAAACCGCGUUCUCCGUCGAAGACGAGAUUGUCGAAGAACUUGACCGAUACGGUCCUCCUCGCAGUAGGUCAUCCGAAGCGGAGAAUGUCACCGCCGAUCUCUUCAGGGUCUUUGCUUUCUUCAUAAAGGGCGUGGAAAAAGAACCAAAGGCCCUGCUCGGAGAGCUGCAGCGAAUCGACGACUAUCUUCAAACGACUGAAUCCCGCUUCCUGAAUGGUGAAGAACCUUCUCACAUUGACUGCAUUGUUCUACCUCGAUUACACUCCAUCAGAAUCGCAGCUAAGGCAUUAAAGGAUUUUGAUAUACCCGAAGAGUUAAGCUCAUUAUGGACGUACAUGAAAAACGGCUACCAGCUCAAAUCUUUCACCACAAGCUGCGCUCCUGAUCAGGAGAUCAUUCUUUACUGGUCGGAUCGACCCGAUACUCAAGGUCUACCGUCUGCGAAGAGAGCUCAUCUAGCACGUCAACCACCAACCGUUUACGCAUACUAUACCUGCGGAAGGUGGCUGCAUCAUCUUGAAAAUGAAGUCACCUAA